This is a messenger RNA of Chlorocebus sabaeus (green monkey), 764 nucleotides long. NCBI's taxonomy places the organism in Eukaryota, Metazoa, Chordata, Mammalia, Primates, Cercopithecidae. The record is from RefSeq and is a predicted model, not a curated record.
UUUUAAGCUUCAGCCUCUUUUUUUAACAUGUUCAAAAUUGCUCUUUGAAUCACUGACUCAAAGUGAAAGGCAACAAACAUAUAAUAAUUAGGUUAUAAUUGUUUUACAAGUGUAUUCUUUUCAUUUGUUUUAGGAACAAGCACUGUAUGAAAAACAAUUAGAACAGUUAAAUAAGGAUAAUAUGACUUCACUAAGUAAGAAGAAACUCAAACUUAAAGAUGCGGAAUGUAAAUUCUCCAAAAUGAAGACUGCUUAUAAAGAGGUUACAACUGAAUUAGAAGAAUAUAAGGAAGCUUUUGCAAUAGCAUUGAAAGCUAACAAUUCCAUGUCAAAAAAAUUAACAAAAUUGAAUAAGAAAAUAGCAAUGAUCAACACCAAGCUCCUUAUGGAGAAAGAGCGGGUGAAAUAUUUUCUCAGCACUCUUCCUACAAGGCGAGACCCAGAGUCACCUUGUGUUGAAAAUCUUCCCAGUAUAGGACUCAACAGAAAAUAUAUUCCCCAAAUGCCCGUAAGAAUUCCUACUUCAAAUCCACAGACUUCAAAUAACUGCAAGAACGACUUGACUGAGCUGUUGCUGUGUUGGACACUUGCUCCCGUCUACUUUCUUCUCUAGAAUCCACCGGUAAGCCACAUCUAAUGAAGAGAAUAUUUAACCAUGAAAUCUUAAGGAAAAAUUGUAUGAUUUAAAAGAUUAUAAAACUUUAUUACUGGGCUAUUUACAGAACAUUUUAAUUGUUUCUCAUAAAAUAUUUAACAUUACAAUA